UGGGCAGCAUGCACAACACAACCAGACCGCACGAAUGGACGCAGGUUCUGAGCGCGUUGCCAUGGAUCCACGUCGUCAUCGCUCUCAUCAGCGCUCUCUGCUCCGCCUCCAUCAUCACCUGUGUGACGUCACGGCGCUUGGGCGGGGCCACGUCCGAGCUGCGACCGCUCAUUCACCUGGCGGUGUCCGACCUGCUGCUCGCCCUUUGUGGCCUGCUAGGGGGCGCUCUACUCGUGUGGCACGCCGGCGCCCUCGCUUGGUACCGACUGCAUGCCGCACGACAGGUUGUGUGCAUGGCGUCUUUCUUCUACACGCUCAACUACAUGUGGAACGUCUAUGCACGUCUGCGUCUCAACUUCUGGUGUGUCCCUCACCAGCUUCCUGCUCAGAUUUCCAAGCGAGCCAUCCCGACCACCAACAUGACAGCGUUGCUCUCCGGCGUGAUUCCGCCUCUCCUGAUGGCGCCCGUCUUCAUCCAAGCACGCGUGGGCAGCUGUGCGGGCAACUGCAGCGACGCCUACAGAUGUCUGCUGAUGCCCGUCGGCGUGCUUCCUGUCACCGCGGAGCAACCAAUCAGAGCCUGCCGCCUGCUACUCGGUUACUGCGGCGCCGUCUUCCUCGCCACCUUCGCCCUCACACUCGUCGGGAUGAUGGUGCUCAUGGGAAAAUCUCGUCAGGUUUACCGGCGUGUGGUGACAUCACACGGUUACCUUGGCAACCAGCAGCGGGUGUCCUUCCGGGCGAUGGAUUUGCGGAUGCUGGCGUACUUCCUCUCAUUUGCCCUCUGCUGGGGACCAACGGCAUCUUUGGUGGCCUUGCGUGCGACGAGGUCAUCGUCGGACGUUGAGGGCGUGUGCACUGCGGUCUUGUACGUCACGCAGGCCAUCACAUCGGCGUCGCCGGGCAUCCUCCAUUUUGCUGCGCUGGCGUGUGGGCGUGGCCCACCGGGACGAACUUUGGCAUGGCGCGAUGCUCACACGCAGACGCCGCUGCUGCGAGCGCAGAAGAGACCAACGAGGACCUACACAACUUGAGGAUCUCGGGCCUGCUCACCCGCCCGCCGCCGUCACAUCAACACCUGCAGCCACUUUUGCUUCGAUGGUCGGGAAAAUCCAACAGCGGCGUGGAGAGCCGAAAGAGGAAAGAGGGCGGGGAGUCCCCCCAUGAGGAAAAGGAAGUGAGACAAGUGAUCUUUCGUGUUGGGUUGUUGCGUGGCGUCGUCGCUCGGUGGGACUUUUCUUGCCUUUUGGAACUUCUCAGUCCUCGACAAAUGUUUCGAGCGGUGGGUGGUUUGCAAAUUUUCCCACUCAGUAACACCGAAAAAAAUAUGAAGCCCUCUCAGUCGCAGUAUCAUCGGCAACAGUGAAAUCGUCAAUCAGAAAAUGACAACUUUCAUUCCUCAACCUGUAAUAUUAAGAGGAAACUUCAGGAGGGAAAAUUUCAAUUUAUCCACAGGUCAGGUCCAAAUAUUACAAGGUCAAAACAAAAUGACCUGAGACAAGUUGUGAUGUUGUGGGACAAUAAGA
Hippocampus comes (tiger tail seahorse) is the source of this 1526-nucleotide messenger RNA. It is a transcript of the gene tmem116, whose product is annotated as transmembrane protein 116. Gene Ontology annotation, biological process: adenylate cyclase-activating G protein-coupled receptor signaling pathway. The record is from RefSeq and is a predicted model, not a curated record. The transcript is spliced from 11 exons. Gene Ontology annotation, molecular function: G protein-coupled receptor activity. Gene Ontology annotation, cellular component: plasma membrane. Lineage: Eukaryota; Metazoa; Chordata; Actinopteri; Syngnathiformes; Syngnathidae. Bases 9 to 1034 code for a protein of 341 amino acids.